ACUGGAUAGAGAGGAGGUAAAUAGCGGUAUAAUAGGCGAGGUUCAGACAGAACAAAACAAACUUUUGAAAGAACCAAAAUCAGAAGGGUAGCAUUUUCGUGAAGUUGCGAGGCAAAAUCAUCUUCAGAUGUUUAUAAAACGUAUGAAGCUGGAGGAAAUAUGAAGUCCAGCACAGUAACUGCAUUGUAUAUGACACCAAUUCAGACUUAUUAAUGUGGCAGUAACAGUGUAACAGUUUCGUGAUGACAAGGUAAGGCAUCUUGGGACAUGGAUUGAGAUUGCUGCAGCAGGAUCUCAAGUGCCCCCUUUUAUUGCUGUCAUCAUGCUUUCCAGUUCCCGUAAGAAGGACUCAACAGCAAGUUGUGACAGCUUGGCUGGAAAGUACAUCAAGAAGGAAUCUCCAUCAGGGGUUCCCAUCAUAAACGUAUGGCCAAAUCCAGGUCAAAAUGAUGUCAAGAAACGGAAAAGCACCGUUACCCCACCCUAUGUCAGCAGUAGUAAUCCACCUUCUCACAACGCAUCUUUGUUAGUAAAUAGGUACUCAACUGGAUCUAGAACACCAUUGAAUGGCAUGUCACAUGGAGGAAUUGAAGGAAAAUAUACUCCUAACAUAGGAGAAGUUGCCCAGCGUCUAGGUGGCCUGUACCUUGGUAGCCGUGGAAGUUUAGAUGGCAUGCUGAAACAACAAGCACCUUCGUCCCCAGCUUUAUUUAACCACACUUAUAUAAAUCAUUAUACUGGAUCUCAGCGCAGCCUUGACCAGAUUCUGUAUGGUCCUAGGGCAUCUGUUGACCAGCCAACUCAAGGUGUUAGUUUUUCCUUCAUGAUGCAACCUGGACAAAAGCAACAACAGCCACAACAGAGACAGAAUUUAUCCCAGUCUUCAACCCAUAUUGGAAGUGGAUCACCACAGCCUCCUUCUCCACGUUUAGAACAAGAGCUUCCUCUUCCGCCUGGUUGGUCUGUAGACUACACUUUACGAGGCCGUAAAUAUUACAUCGAUCACAAUACAAAGACAACGCACUGGUCACACCCACUUGAGAAGGAAGGAUUGCCAGCCGGGUGGGAACGGAUAGAAUCCCUAGAACAUGGAGUGUAUUAUGUAAAUCAUAUAACUCGACAAGCACAGUAUGAACACCCUUGUGCUCAACAGUAUCUGACAAGAAUUCCUGAGGAAAAUGCCUUAGCAUCACACAGACCCUUGCCUAUACCCCACCAUACUGAGUUCCGUCAGCCUUUGUCUCUUAUGCCGGCUUCACCUUAUUUGCAUGAAGAAAUUCCAUACUGGCUACAUGUGUACUCCCAAGCAUCCCCCGAGCAUGAUCACAAGUUACGAUGGGAAUUAUUUAGACUUCCAGAACUUGAUAGUUACCAAGCAAUGCUUAAUAGACUUUUUAAACAGGAACUUCAUGGGAUUGUCAUGAGCUAUGAAAUGUAUCGCAUAGCUCUCACCCGUGAAAUUGAAAGAAGAAUGCAGCAAAUGAACAUACCUACUCAUGGAUCAAGUGGUUUUGGAAGUGGUGUGACAAUAACAGAAAUUAAUGAUGACUGUCCCAGUAAUGAAAGUGCUUCCACACCAGAUCACUUAAAACAACAAAUAUUGAAUGCAGACAACUUGUUUGAAUCUAAAGUGUAGGACUAAUGCAGUUUUUUUGAAACAUAGUAUGGGUCCAUGUGGUUUUCUUCAAAUUUUUUUAUUUGCUUACUGUGGCAGCUUUGUGGGGACAAUUGUUAGUGCCUUUUUUAGAAUGUGGUUGAUUUAGUCUUUAUAUCUGUGAUCAUUAGAAGUAAUGUUUGGCUCUGCACUGAAGUAUUGGAUUUUAUGUGUUUUCACUGCACUCUCCUUAUUUUAUUGUUGCCAAAGAUCAGAGCUUAGCUGACAGUUGCUUUAGCACUUCUCUCAAGUAGUUUGAAGUUCAAACAUGACGUGUCUCGAGCUUCAGCAGUUGUACGUUUGGAGGAGGGUGUAUCAUCUGUAAGGCCUUGGAAUUGUCAGAAUUCAUCCUACAAAGUUUUCACGUAUCUUCUAACAGUAUCUGAAAUACUCAGCGUCGUAGCUUAGAGGUUUACAGUAUAUCUUUAAAAUGGGGUUUGAUGCUUUAAUGGAGUCCAUAUCAGUCAUAGAAUCCUUGAAGGAGUCUCUGUCAGCUUAUGACAAGAAGUGUACUUCCUUGUACAAUUUAGCUGAUCAAAUUACUGGGAUUGAAAGGUGUGAGAAGGGGCUUUUCAACUUCCAUCCGGAUACAUUUCAUCACCUUCAGAGCAGUAUUACAUCAAAAAUGAUUAGUGAGCUAAACAAUCUCACACUUAUCAUAUCAGAUAUGGAAAGGCAGAAGACAUCCAUGGAAUCUGUUGUCACCCGAAUGGAGUCGCAGUGCAAAUCUUUGGUCAAUACCAAUCCAAAUAGUGAAGCAUUUGCCCAGCUCAGAACUGUUUAUGCCAUUUCAAAUUACUUAACAACUUUGAUAGAUAUGAAGAGAUUCCACCUUGAAACAAUGGAUCCCAGUGAUGUAAAAUCAAUUUCAAAAGCAAGGAAGGACACAAGUUGCAAACCUAUUGAGAAGGAACUUGACCGAUAUGUUGUUGCAUCAAAAAAGAAGUGAUCAAGUAGGAUGAGUUUUUCAGCUGUGAUAUAUUUUGUUCAGUUGUCACAUUGUGACUCUUUGAUUUGAUAUAAUACUAUUUUCACAGUCACCAGGUGAAAGGGGAUGUACACGUGUGGGAAGGGCAUGUAACUCCUUUUUUCCUUCUUUAAAUUAAUAUUGUACUGGCAUUAUAGUUGUUUAAGAUUUUUCCUCUUGUUGUAGGACCAGGUCUCUGGUCAGUGUUUCAGUCACAUUGAUAAUAUAAUGAAAUAUAAACUAAAGGAGGGAAAAACAGUCUGUGAUUUCAUCCAAGCCACUGCUAUGAGAGGGCUACCCUGCUUUUUAAAGUAUUUAUAUUUUAUGCUUGUAAAGCAUGAGAUAACCUGUGACUUGACAGCUAUUACUCAUUGGAAUUUAUGUGUAAUGCUUUUUCUGUAAUGUGUUGUUACCUAGAGUUCUGUAGGUUUGAGAGGUUUAUGUGCUGGGCAGUGAACUGCAUUUGUUAAAUGUCUAAUGAACCUCAUAAAUCAAGUAGGUGAUUCUUUGCAAUUUUCAUAAUUUAUUUGAAAACAAGGUCUGCUUGAAUAUUCUGCAAACUUUAAAACCCUGUGUUAAAUUAAUUAAGUUCAGAAAAAUAAAAAGAAUACAAAAGUUGAGUUAACUGACAGUUAACUAUUACUACCUUUCAUUUGUUGAAUUGCAAUUAGAACUGAGGUUUAGGAACUGAUAGGUCUUGAUGAAGAGUAAGUAAACAAGAAAGAAUAGUUAAGCACUAAUACGUGUUUUUGCCAGAAGUAUUUUUUGUUUUGUUGUGUAAAAACACUAUUCAUUAUAAACUCAUUUCUUUUAUAUAGCCUAUGUGUUAUUGGAGGGUGAUACCACACUUAUCAGUUCAUUUUUAGAAGAAAUAGAUCAGGUGACAGAUAUUUUAGUAAGCUCACUGAUGGUGCUUGUAUUAAGUCACAUGUUACUGAUGAUAGUCCAGGUGCUAUUCCAUUCCAUUUUUAAUCUUCCCAGCCCCCUUUUAUCUUCUCCAUGUUUUUGUUUUCCCAUCAGUUCUUCUCUUGUACCAACAUCCUCAAGUUUAUGUUAAUUGCUUUGUUCAGUAGGUUUUCAAGAUACGACCUUUAUUGUUUCAUUAUUUCAUUAUAGUAUUUUCAACUGUAAUUUCUCCAUAUUCAUCACUUAUUUCCUUUGACAUAUUUAAUGCUUUUCCAUUAUUGGUCAGCCUCUACUAUUGAAUGCUUUUUCCUAACGUUCUGGUACGUUGAGAUUCUGAUAACAUUCCUCCCAGUUUUUCUUUUCUCCCCUCCCACUUGCCUUUUAGUUGCCCUUGCUUAACAUGUAUACAUCUCUAUCCUUUUCCUAGGUCCUUUAUUUUUCUUUUUUUUUAUUUUCUCUCGGUCCAGCUUGGAAUUUAUUCAAGGUGUUUCCUCCUAAAAUUCUUCCUUUCAUGACCUCAUUUUUCCCUACUGGGUUUAUUAAAGGAGCCUCUUUGGAAACUCAUUGCUGCUAAGACUAGAGGAUGUUUGUGCUGGUAUGCCCUUCAGUCACAGUAAGAAUGAUUUCCAGCCCUAUAAUCCAUGGUAGCUAUCAGUUCAUGGAAUCUCCCAGCUUGGAAAAAGUUUCCCAAGAAAUCAUACUUGUUACUUUUCAUCCAGAAAAGUAGGAAUCUUUCAGCACCUACAUGAUACUUUUGUUGCAUUAGGCAAAAUGUUCCUUUGACUGAGUAAAUGGAAGGAUUGUUGUGAUCAAUUCUUCUGUUCAAUUUUUUUCUUGGACAAGGUCAGUUGAUUAUUUUGUUUAUCACCUUUUUUCCUAAAAGGGCAUUCUUAAUUUCUUCUUGUAAGUUCAUCCUUGGCACACCCCCUUUGGCCAUGUAUUACUCGCAUCUACUUUUCCUCAGCCAUUGCAUUCUGACUUGCUUUGAAGAGGUUAAUGAAUGUGUUGUUUGGGCUCUUCCACCAGUGUUUACUUUCCUCCAAUUUUCAAAUGUUUCUAGCCCAACUCAACCAUCUUAUUCGUGGAGUUUUGGGUUUUCCUAUGCAUAUUUGCCCAGAAGCUCCAUUGUCCCUUCAGGUCCCUUCUCCAAAGAGAAGCGGCUCAAGUGUGCUAGUCAGGCCAUGUAAAGAUGAUGGGUUACAAAAGAAAUGCAGUUUUCUAGAAACAAAACUCAUGUUUUAAUAACCCAUUACCUUGACUAAAGAGUCCUCUUACUGACCCCACUGCUAUAACACUGUGGGAUCAGGAUGGACCACACAAAGAAUGACGAGUCAUCAGCUGGGGUUAAGGGACCAUAGGCACAUGCCUUAAUAUAGCGAAGUCACCAGAUCUUUUCUCCUACAAGAUAGUUGACAUGUCUGGAAUUGCUUGUGACUUGUGAAGAUCAGUGUAGUUUUAAAAGAAUGUGAUUUUUUAGGGUUAAUUGGGGCUUAUAUCAGAAAAAAGGCCUGAUAAGUUUUUAGCUGUCCCUUAUUGCAUACCAGAUAAUAAGGAUAAUGGUUUAAUUCCAGAUGAAACUUCAUUUUAUUGUAUUAACAUGUUACUGUCAGCAAAUUAAAAUGGUUCUUUUGAUGAUGGUGAUGCCUCUAUGUCACAGGUUAUGUAUGAAAUGUGGUGAUUGAGAUUUUUCAGUGGGAUUUUAAAUUGCCUUUUGAACUGGAUGAUUUUAAAAUUAUCUCAUAGGAAUUUAUGUUAAAUCAUUAUUUUUGUUUCUUGUGUUUUCAUAAGGAAUUUGUUAGUAAAUGGUAGUUUUAGAUUAAAGUGUAUUAUUGUACAUAAAUUUUUGUGACUUAUCUUCCAGUACAUUUUCAGUUUGCUUACAGUUAUGGCAUUAAAGUAAUUAGAGGUAUUUAUAUGGAACUUUAUUUUUAAGAUUUUAAUAGCAAUCAGUUUGAAAAUAAUUAGAGUAGUUCACAAGAUAUCAGACCUAAUCUUUCUUAGUUAUGAUUUUUUCCCUUGUUCUUUAAAAAAAAAUUAUAUAGAAAUGAAGUAGACCAAACUUUGAAUUUAAAAAGUACCUCUCAGUGGUAAAUAAGUAUUAUUAAGGAGUGGUGUAGUAAGAGUUAUUUUUAUAGUAGCUCUCAGUAUUCAAAAGUUUUGUAUGAUAGAGCAUGCUAUUUUCAUGAUGACUAGAUUUCCAUACUCUCUAUUAAUAUUUAAGAAAUAACGUAAUUUUGUACAGUAACUCUCUUUUGUAUAAGAAUGAAUUCUGUUACAGGUGUUGAGAAAAUGAUAUAGUAAAUAAUGUUCCAAUUAUUGAUUUUGUUUAUUGUAUACUAAUAGAAAUUGUUAAAAAUGUACUUUAGACUGUUUAUUGUAACUGACAUGAAUCUUGUGUAGUGAAUGUGGCACAUUUACCAUAUUUCCCAGGGUCGAAGACACACCCUAGUUUUGACUAGCAAAGCUUUUCAAAUAAAUACUAAACAUAAGAAUAAGGUGCAACACUCAUGAGUAGAUGGCUAUGUUUUGGUUGGUGCAAGUGCACAUUCCAUUAUCUGGAUGCAUUACAUACCAUGGUUUUGGCUGCUGCAAUAUAUUAGUGUAAAUUUUUCCAGUUAAUUUAUUUAAAAAAAUAUUCUGAUUCAUUUUUCCCCACUGAUUAUGGUGAUUUAGUUUUUCUUUAGUUAACAUAGCAGCGAACUGAGAGCUUAAACACAUUGCAAUGUAAUGUACAUGGUAUAAACUGCCCAGCUGUGUUGUGUUAGACAGUUCCUUGGCCAUCAGUGUGUCAGUGCAUUCAAAUGAAUGAAGCUGGAGCUGGUGCAGUAUUUUAAGAUUUUUUGUAUUGGAUGUAGGGUUAUGCAAUAAUGUUUUAUUCUGACAAAGUACAAUGACAUUCCAAAUGAAGAAAAUAUAAAUAGAAUCAAGAUUAAAAUCCACACAGUACAGAUAUUGCAAAUGAGAAAAGCAUUUUAAUCUUCAAAGCCUGAAAAUAUUUUGCACAUUGUUACCAAAUUUACCAAAUGUAAAAAAAAGUGCGAAAUUUUGAGGAAAAUGUCAUGAAAAAUAAUGUAAUAUUACAAAAUUACCCCCUUA
This is a messenger RNA of Macrobrachium nipponense, 6623 nucleotides long. It is a transcript of the gene sav, whose product is annotated as protein salvador homolog 1-like. The coding region runs from base 323 to 1636 and encodes 437 amino acids. The record is from RefSeq and is a predicted model, not a curated record. NCBI's taxonomy places the organism in Eukaryota, Metazoa, Arthropoda, Malacostraca, Decapoda, Palaemonidae. Gene Ontology annotation, cellular component: cytosol. Gene Ontology annotation, molecular function: molecular adaptor activity; protein binding. Gene Ontology annotation, biological process: hippo signaling; positive regulation of apoptotic process; negative regulation of cell population proliferation. The transcript is spliced from 6 exons.